AUGUACCCGCCGGCGAUCCUGCCGAUGCUGGCCGUGUACGUGUCGGUCGCAAUGGAGGCGAUCGGCGAUAUCACCGCGUUGGCCGAAGUGUCGCGCAUAGCCGUCAACGGCGAAGAGUUCGACACGCGGAUCCAGGAUGGGGUGCUGAGCGACGGCGUCGGCGGGCUCAUCUCCGCGCUGUGCACUGUCACGCCGCCGUCGAUCUUUGCGCAGAACAACGGCGUCACUGCGAUCACGCGCUGUCUCGGGCGUCUUUCUUGCAAUACCAAAUCCUGCGAUAAGCGGCACCACGACGUUUCUAUUUGCGUCGGUCGCAGUGUCGGCAUUCGCGUGCUCUCGUACCACCGCAUCACGCGCCGGGAUCGCUUCAUCCUCGCGGCCACGCUAUCGUUUAGCAUCGGCAACCUGAUCGUGCCAAGUAUCGUCACGCACUUUUUUGACGGCAACGCCGUGUUCAUCGCCGCGGUGUUUAACCAGUUGUUGCCGCAGGAAAACGAAGAAGAUGGUGAAGAUGAACCCGGUGCUGAAGUCAUUGACAUCGAGGAGCAUCGUGUUCGGUCUGAAAAAGAAAAAUACGGGGAAUGA
This is a messenger RNA of Phanerochaete carnosa HHB-10118-sp, 585 nucleotides long. RefSeq lists its product as uncharacterized. Gene Ontology annotation, molecular function: xanthine transmembrane transporter activity. The record is from RefSeq and is a predicted model, not a curated record. Gene Ontology annotation, biological process: xanthine transport; transmembrane transport. NCBI's taxonomy places the organism in Eukaryota, Fungi, Basidiomycota, Agaricomycetes, Polyporales, Phanerochaetaceae. The transcript has 5 exons. The coding region runs from base 1 to 585 and encodes 194 amino acids. Gene Ontology annotation, cellular component: fungal-type vacuole; membrane.